AUGGCUCCCGUAAAACAACUUAAAAAAGCAUUACAAUCCAUGAAGAAACCACUAGGAAAGCCAACAUCAAAAAGCAAGAAGACCCAGAAGAGAAACUACUACAACUUCUCAAUUUACAUAUAUAAGUUACUGAAAUGCGUAACGAAGGAGAAAGUGGACAUAUACAGAAUGUCUAUGCUGAUAAUGAAAAACUUCGUGAACGACAUGCUAGAGAGGAUCACUGAGGAAGCGGCGAGAUUGGUGUCCCAUUUAAAGAAGAGCACACUAAGCAGUAGAGAGAUACAGUUUGCCAUAAAACUGCUCAUUCCUUGA
This is a messenger RNA of Parnassius apollo (apollo), 312 nucleotides long. NCBI's taxonomy places the organism in Eukaryota, Metazoa, Arthropoda, Insecta, Lepidoptera, Papilionidae. The record is from the annotation of a GenBank genome assembly.